This is a messenger RNA of Theileria parva strain Muguga, 626 nucleotides long. RefSeq lists its product as uncharacterized. The transcript is spliced from 4 exons. The record is from RefSeq and is a predicted model, not a curated record. Lineage: Eukaryota; Apicomplexa; Aconoidasida; Piroplasmida; Theileriidae. Bases 120 to 560 code for a protein of 146 amino acids.
AUUUGUUCAACCCCUACAUAUAUCUAUAUUGUGACUUAUUUUUAAGUCAUUUUCGUUUUACUUAAAUAUCAAAUGAAAUAAAACUUCUUUUUUUAUGAAAAAAUUUUAAUAUAGUAGUUAUGAAUUUUGGAGAUGAUACACGAUCCCAUCUUAACGAUGAUGACUUAUCUGACGAUGACAGUGAACUAGAUAAACUACAUAAAAAGCCAUUUGAAGAUGUAAAAUUCGAUUUUGAAUCUAAUAGAGGAUUAAAUAAGGACCUCCAUCUUCUACCGAAUUUACAACGUAAAGAAGAUAAAGAGACUCCCGUGUGUAAACCUGAUGGAACGCUUAUUGGUCAGGACAAUCCAUUCUUUCAAGAAGAAAGAUAUGCCAAAAAGAAUUUGCCUCCAAAUGUAAAGUAUGACGUUAUUGGACCAUUAGGAAGCGAACCGAAUCCAGAUAUUGAUACAUAUCCACUACACACUUCAAAAAAGAACUCAUCAGAUUUUCCAAAUUUUGAUUUCAAUAAGCCCAAUUUUGGUCCAGGGAAUCCUGGAAGCUUUGGCCGCUUUUUCUGAUUUUUUAUACAAUAAUUUUAACUUCACAUUUUAAUACAACACAUUCACUUAUUAUUUUAAAUUCAA